CACAAAAAGGCGUAGAAAUGAUUUAUGCGCUGGAUUCCUGAGUUGCAUCUCCUCACCCAGGCCAGGCUUGGGCUGCUGUUCUGAACUGCCAAAGUGCAGGGUGGUUUUAAUGCUGCCUGGGUGGAAGCUUGUGUACAUAGUGUGUACAGGGGCGAGUCAAGCCGCUUUACCCUUUGGCCUUUGGAGGCCUAGAGCUGGCAGAAGCUACAUUAUUUUAUCCUACAUGUAUAGGCUUGUCAAAACCAGCCCGAAGGCAGAGACUCCAGCUUGUACAUGGACUGGGGUUUGGUAAAAUGUGUUAACUGAACGUUUACACUUGCAUCCCGCCUGCUUGUGUGCAACAUGGCGUAUUGUGUUACUUCGCCUGUGGUUCCUCCCUAGCGGCCGAGCGGCAGGGAUAUUUUCAUUUGGCUGCCAGGAUUCUUAUUGCCAAGCGCCCUGGUACCUUUGGACCGCGGUGGGCCGGUGAUGUCAUCUGCAGACAAGAGCGUCGGCAAGUAUACCUACACACAGGUUUCUCCUAGGCCCUGCCCCCCUCCCUCUACCCAUGUUGAUGUAGGCCGUACGCUUUUUCGUCACUGUGAAGCAUGAGUGCAGGUGGCGCUAUGAACAACCAGAACCCACGGCGACGGAAGAGGCCGGAGAAGGGGCCUGGUUCCAAGUUUUUAGGAGAGAAGCGCCGUCGGGAGCAGGAGACGUACUUGGAAGAGCUGGCUGAGCUAAUCAGUGCCAACCUGAGCAACCCUGAGUCCCUCAACAUGAUGCCGGACAAACGAGCUAUGCUCCUGGAGGCAGUCAACAAGUUUAGGCACUACCGCUUGCAGCAGCAGCAGCAAGACCUGGAGCAAGGCAGCGAAGUCCAGCACAGCCACGUCUCCUCCAGCAAGCCUGGCAUGUUGUCCAGCGACUCCCUGGGCAAUGCCCUUUUGGAGGCGCUUGAUGGUUUCUUGUUUGUCGUCAACAGUUCGGGAGAAAUUGAUUUUGUGACUGAAAAUGUUGAGAUGUAUCUGAUUUAUAAACCGGAGGAUCUGAUUGGGAUGAGCAUCUACAAUUUUAUCCACAUUGGGGACCACAAUCAAUUCCAUAACUGUCUGCUUCCAACCUCAACUCCCGGGAUGUGGUCCCAAGACUCCAGCUCUCCAAGCAGCCGCAAUCGCUCCUUCACCUGCCGCAUGCUUAAAAAGCCAGUUGACGAAGAAGACACCCCAGAAGCAGAGCAGCACUACGAGAACCUCAAGUGUUCGGCCAUUCUGAAGCCUAAAGAAGACGGACAGUCUUCCAACUCCACAGAGAGUGACCCACCCUCGCAUCUUGUCUGCGUUGCCCGUCGUAUGGAGGACAGCGCCACCACUGGCGGCAACGCAGCAGGCAGCGCGGGUGCCGCCAUGUUGCUGGGUGGCGUCGGUGAGGACUUCACCACCCAGCUGGACCUGAAGGCCGUUGUCAUGUCGGUGGACCUGUCCCGCCUCCAUCCGCCCCACUACGCCAAGGAGGAUCUGGUGGGGCAGAUCAUCUACAAGUUCUGCCACCCCAGCGACCGGGCAGAACUCAAGAAGCACUUAGAUGAAGCCUUGGAGCAGGGAACCAGCUCCAGUCUGAUGUUCCGGUUCCAGAUUUACAAAGACACCUGGGUGUAUGUUCAGACGACCAGCAGAGUCUACCGCAACCACUCCAGCGGGAAAGUGGAAUGCUUCCUUGCCACCCACUCUGUCUUGAGAGACGAUGCGUCAUCUGGGAAAGUGAUGAAGCAAUCCAACAUGCUUGGGAUGACCUCAACAAGCGGCAGCAACAGCAACACUAAUCGCAUAAUGGAGGCCCUUUCCAACUUCAACAACAACAGCAGGGCAGACCUGAACAGGAUCUGCUCCAUGGUGCUGAAGCGACACCAACAGAACGAGCAUCAGCACCUGCAGCAGCAGCAACAGCACCUGCAGCAGCAGCAACAGCAGCAGAAGGGAAUUGGUUUCAGUAGCAACAGUAAAGUCCCCACCGCCAGCAAUCCCAACAGUUUGCCCACUAAUGCACAGGAAGACUUGGACUUGUUAAAGAGGUCCUCCCUGUCUACCUUGCUGCAGGACACCUCUGUUAGGAACUGUAGCAGUACUAUGGAGACUGCGAGCGUCUACCCAGUGUCCCACAGCAGCGGGGGCAAAAGUGGUAGCAGCAGUGGCAAUGACCGCUAUCCAAUCCCCGAGAAGAUCCAGCGGAUGGAGCAUAGCCCGUCAGACUCAAACAUAGCCUCCUCUACCGAGCACGGUGGUCGGACGCUCUCAGAGCAAAGUGAUGAUGGGGACGUCUUCCUCUCUGACCACCAGAAUCACAAGAAGGGGAGGUUUCCGGACAAGAGCCGGCCUAAGGGUACAGGCAGCAGCAGUGGUGGGGGUAGCGGGGAGGGGUCAGGUGGUCAAGUGGAUCGCGACAGCCCCAAUCUGAGUCCCGACACCAACGAAGGUGUUAAGGAAACAACCAGCAGCACCUUAAGCAAGAACACUCUCCUACAGAAGCUUCUCCAGGAUGACCCAGAGGAUGACAAGAGUGAUACAAGCAGCAGUCGGAGUAACUCGCCCUUGUGCACUGAGCACAAAAACACUUCCGAGGAUGAAAAGAUGGAUGAGAAGACCUUCAGCCAACUUCUGAAAUCUGACACUAGCAGCAUUGGUGGUGGCAGUAGCAGCAGCACAGAAAAGCCAUUUAAAUCAUCAUCGGAGAGCAGUGAGAGGCCUGAAGGCAAUAGCGAACAGUUGGCAGAUGCUGACGGCAAGCCCCGCACGCGGCGGAAAUCCAUCGAGCGGGAGAACCUCAUUUUAAGCAAGCUCCUGGAUGGGGACUCUGGGUCCAUGUUCGGAAGCGGCAAACUGCCCAAGGAACAGCCGGGCUUUGUCUGCAGUAAUGUGGUCUCCACCACCACUGUGCUGCAGAAGGGUGAUUCGGACAAACAGGUCGCCAAGAGUGACAAGAACACUGACAGUGGAAGCAGCAACAACAACAGCAACACCAAGAAGCGCAAGAACGUCCUGCUGCAGAAGCUUCUCAUGGAGGAUUUGCCAACCAUCGAGAAGAACCGUGACAUUGAGGCUACAUGUCAGGAAAGCACGACGUCACCGACUGUUACUACCACCAAGCCUGGCGUGCCGGGCUCCCAAAAAACGAAUACUGAGGAGAAUAGUGUGGACAGCUUUGGUAAUGAGAGUGAAGCCGUGAUGCAACAGUUCCUACAGGAUGCCCCACACCUCCCUGAAGAUGGCGACAGUAACCAACCCAACAUGUUCAUGGAAAUAUUGAAGGAUCUGGAGGGUGUGCAUGACCUGCCUGAGGCCCACAUGCAGUCCCUCAUGAAUGCCCCGGACAGCAGUUGUCAGACCCAGACCCGAUAUCCCGCCCAGAACAACGCCACUCUUGGGUCAGGGGUGCAGACGCCCCAGAGCAAGCUGCCCAUGGGACCAGAGACCCUCCCUGGCCCAGGACCCCACCAGAGACCUGACAGCAGUGGGGGGCUUGCCAAUGCUACUCUGAUGGGCCAAGGAGUUGGACAUGAGCCUACCAACUCCAUGCACUCCAGGAAGUCGCCUGGUGUGAACUCGCAGCACCGCCAGCCGGUCAAAAGGACCAACUCUAGGGACUCCUACAACAGUGGCAGCGGUGGGAUGCACCCCAGUGCUGGUAACUUUGGCCGUUUUGGCUCCUCGCAGCCAGACUGUUUCAGCAUGGAGGGUAUGCAGAAUGUCAUGCCACCGAACCAAACAGCACCCAUGCAGACCUCAAUGUCACAGUUACCCCUACAAGGAACUGGACAGCAACACUUGUACGACCAGGAUCAUAUACAGGAGAAUUUGUCCGGCAACAAUGGCGACGAGCAUAUCCUGUCGGAGGAAGACGCUGACCUGCUGCAACAGCUGCAACAGGUGCUCAACAGCAGUAACUUCCUACCAGAGCUGGAGGGCAACUUUGACAUGGACAGCAACGCAGGGCUGAAUGGCCUGGUGGGAAUGGACCAAGCUCAGCCCAAUGGAAGCAACAUGCUGCAGGGUAUGUUGAGCGGCCAGACAUCAACACAGCCCCCCCAAUCUGGCAGCUACCAGACCCAGUCCUCAACCAGCAUGGGAAUGCAGCAGCAACAGCAGCAGCAACAGCAACAGCAACAACAACAUCCCCCCCAGCAGCAGCAGCAAAGGAGUCACCAGCAACCACAGCAGCAGCCACAACCAAAACAGCAGCAGCCACAUUCAAUGAUAGGCAUGGGAGGGGGUGGGGCUAGGAUGGGACAGGGUGGAAUGGUAGAUAUGCAAAUGAUGGGGGCGGGGCCAAACGCAUCGACUGGCCCUGGCCAGCCUCGCUUCCCUCAUCCACAACAGCAACUGCAGGGCACACAACCAAUGCAGUACAACCAGAUGAACCCCAUGCAGCAGCAACUGCAGCACCAGUUCACACAGCAACCACCCCAGCAGCAGCAUGGUCCGGUCCCACCUCACUCCAUGCCGCUCCAGCCACAGCAGCAGCAGCAGCAGCAGCAGCUGGCAUCCGGGCCAGGCAAACCCUCUCAGGUGCCACCUCCACUGAGCAGUGCCACUGGCCCCGGGGGGUUCACCCGUCCACCGGCCAAGCAGCUGCGGCAAGCCAUCCUCAUGAGGUCUCGCUUGAAGGAACAGCAGCAGCUACAGCAGCAGCAACAGCAGCAGCAGCUACAGCAGCAUCAGCAACAACAGCAGCAACAGAGGCAAUGGCAACUCCAGCAACAGCAGCAAGCGAUGAGACAGCAGCAUAUGAACGUGGCCAACGCGGCCACUGCUAAUCACCAGCUCAUGGGUGGUAAUCAGCCACCCCCUCCGCAGCCCCAGCCCCAGCAGCAGCAGCAACAACAGCAGGCAUCACCCAUGGGCAUGCCUGUGGGUGCCGGCAGCCCUGUCAUGAACCCCAUGCAACAGAACCAGCAGCAGCAGCGCAUGGUGCAGCAACAGAAGCACCUCAUGAUGCUGCAACAGCAGCAGCAACAGCAGACUUUCACAGGACCACAGGUUGAGGGUGGAGGCUUCCCCUCACUAGAUACGCAAGCCUUUCAGGAGAAACUCAGCGAUGUGCUGAACCCUACUGGUGGGGUACUCGCCCCCAAUGUUAGUAUACAGAAGUCCCCAGGGCCUUAUGGACCACAGAUGCCUGGUGUGGGGAACCGUCCCAUGCCUGGGGGGAACCAAAUGAUGGGCAGUGACACCCGGCAACAGAUGGGCAUGAACCAGCCCUUCCCGGGCCAAACUGGUUCCAGUCGGGGCGGACCGGACUUCAUGUUUGGCAACCAGAUGAUGCAGCAGGGGCGGCCGGGCCAGGGAGGCAGUGGCUACCAAGGCGGCAUGGGGCAUGCUGGUGGCAGUGGUGGGACAAACCAGAACAUUUUUAACUUCCAGGACUUCAACGGGCCCGGAGGGAUGGUAAGCAGAGGGGGGAAUAUGCCAGGGAAUCCCCAGCACAUGAUGCCCAACUCUGGAAUGAUGGGACCCAUGCAGCACCAGCAAGGCAUGGGGAUGAACCCCAAUAUGCCCGGCGGGCAGCACGGCAUUGGUCUCAAUCCCAACAUGUCCCGGCCAAACUUGGGAAACCCACGACAGCAGACGCCACCCCUUACCCGUUCCCUCAGCCUCCCGACGACUAACUUUGUCUCCGGUGGCAAUGCGAACAGCCUCAGCCCCGCCAACCGCCACAACCAGUACAUGCAGCAGCAGCAGCCACAGCAGCAGGGAGGCUUCCAAGGCAACAACCUACGCGGGAGCCAAUUCGGUGGCAGCAGCGGGAUGCAGCCCCACUUCUCAGGCAACUCUAUGAACAUGCAGCCAGGCCAAAUGGGAGGUAGUGGCGGAAGCACGCCCAUGUUCUCUUCCCCAUCCUCUGGCACCCAGAUGCGCUGGAGCGGGCCCAAUGGUGGCGCCAUACAGAGGGCGCCCUUGCCUCCGCCGCACCAGAGCCAGAUGUUCCCUGGUCCAGCCGGGGGAGGGGUAGGUGGUCUUCCACAGUCGGGCGAGAUGAUGAGAGGGAUGGCCAAUCAAGUUGGCGGCACACAAGACUUGCAGAAUAUGACAAAUAGAAGGCUUAGGAGGGGAGAUAGCCUGCCAGCCAACCCAAACAUGAUGUCUACCCCACCAAAGUACCCACUCCAGGGCUCCACAAACUCUUCCAUCCCUGUGGCAUCCAACCUGCUGGGCCAGAACACCAUGGCGCUGGGCGGCCAACAGCAGCAACAGCAGCAGCAGGCUCCGGGGGACGCAACAAACACCAGCAACUCAUACCUGGCCCCGGUGAGUAGCACCAGCAACAGCGGCAACAACAGCAACGCCGGCAGCAGUAACAAGAACCGAUCCACGCCUGGCACUAACCCUUCCAACCUAGACAUGUUGAGCCUGUCGAUGGAUCUUUUUGAGCCUGAAUUCUUCAAGCCUGAUGGUCAGAAUCCCAUCGCCAGCUCCACCACCAAUGCCACCAGCCAGCCGGAUAGCACCAGCACCGCGACCUCUCGCAGUAGCAACAGCAACAGCGGUGGCAAUCCCUCAGGCACUGACCCCCUCAAAACCUUUGCCGAGAUGCAGUCCAAUGAAGAGGCCAAGCUGCGGUACCAGGAAUUCUACAAAAUAUCUGGAGCACAGACCGCACCUGAUGCCAACACCCGAGUGACCAACCUUUUCCGCAACCAGCUUACGUCUGGCGCUGUCGGUCGAGGGGUUGGGGGCCAGCCAAUGGGCGGACAGAUGCAGCAGACGGGCGGGGGUGGGGGGAUGGUCCCGCCCCAGCAACAGCAGUAUGGAAAUGAGGAGCAGAACCAACAAGAAAGUGGAGAAGGAGAUGGCAAGUCCAACAGCCUCUUGCAGAAACUUCUACUUGAAUAAAAAGAAAAAACAAACCAAACAGAAGACGGAGUUGUUCGGUCAUCUUUUCAGCCAAGUGAUCACAAGGAAACACAUCGUGUUUUGGAUGACAGAUGGAUAUUAAAUUGUGAUAGCAAGCUUGGUUGAAUCAGAAUUGUUCAACUUGCUUUGUUUUUUUGUCAUGCCUUCCUUUGCCCCCACCCUAUCCACUGUGUACAAAUCCUUUUCUUGUAUUUUAGGCACAUGAUCAUAUAAAGACAUUUUACAGUAUGGAAAAUUAAAAAAAAUCUACUUUGAUUGUGUUUUAUUACUGAGAUGUAUAUUAUUGUUUGUUAAAUAAUGGUAUAUAUAAAGUUGUGUAGAUUGUGCCAACCGAGUCAUUGAAAUUCUAGUUGUCCACUCACUGAUUUAAUAUCAAUGCUGUAUAGUGUACAGAUGGAAUUUCACAGCAAACAAAAAGACAACAUGAAGAAAAGGGUUGUACAUAAACGUGGAAUAUAUACUAAUCAGAAAUUUAAGGGGGUUGGGUUGUGUUUGGAUGACCUUUUUUUGUGGGGAACUGGGUUGAUUGCGUCUGUCUGGUCCAAUGUAGUGCUGUUUUUUUUUAUAUUGAAAUUAGGGGGAACCGGAUCUGACUGGUUUGUCCCGGUCAGCAGCCUGAGCACAGCAAGGAGAGCACAUUCAGAUCAUGUUUCUGGCACUUGAUGGCACACUUUGUUCUGAGAACAAGUUUGAACUGGUUCAGGAAUUCCUCAGUCCAACCAAUCAGAUAUGUCCAGUAACACAGUAACCACUUUAAACUAGAUUUGGCCGGCUCUGUUCUGUAUUAUACAAACAUAUAUAUAUAUAUAUAUCUAUUCAUAUAUAUAUAUCACACAACACUCAAGGAGUCAUUUAAUUGGGAUUGAUUUGAAGAACUUUAAGAUUGGAGGAUCUCUUCUGAUUUUUGAGGUAAAAAAUUUGGAGAUUCUGAAAAAGCUGUUUCCAGCACAAAAUGUUAAGAGAGCUGACAAGACAUUUAUGUGCCUUGCACUUUUAGACAAGUACAUGUACAUUUCAACAACAGAAGUCAUAUGAGAUAAACACAAAUGACUUUUUUUGAUAAUCCAUUCUAAGAUCAGGUAUUUUCCAGGAUCCUGAGCCAAGCUCUUUUCUAAUUCCAAUUUUUCCCCAUUUCCAAGUUGUCCUACGGCUUUUGGGGGGCUGUUUUCCUUCAUCAGUUUAUUGUAAUUGUUUCAGUUAUUUUUGUAGUUGUUGUUUAUUUGCUCAUGUGCUGCCAAGUGCUGUUGGGUUGCUGGAACUUUUUAAGGACACCAUUAACCCCUUUGCUGGUUCAAUGGGGCCUGCUGGACAAAGCCCUCUAUUCAAGGGAUACCACAGCCCAGCAGUCGCGGUCAAAAUAAUCCCGCCGUGAAAGGGUUAACAAAGUUCAAAAACCACAUCCCCAACAUUAGACGAUAAAAUUAUAUAUUGCAUAACUUUCGUUUUCUCUGAUUCUGUGCGUGUUGGCUUUAUUUAAUCAGAUAUCUCUUUAUACUGACUUAUCUUUAGAUCCGUUGUACAUGUACUAAAAGUUGACUUGCAGAUGAGCCUCCAAUUCAUAUCGUUUUGCCCUAAAUUUUGGAUUCAUUUGGAAAUUGUAAAGAUUGAAUUGAACAAGAUGAGACUGUCAAUCGAAAUAGUGCCUGAAUUACACAUGAUCAUCAAAAUCCUUGCAAAGUUCAUCUUUAAAAACUUAACAAAAAAGAAGAAAAAACCAAAAAAAAAAGAAAAGAAAAAGAAAAUCAGUGAUUGAGUAAAAUCUAUUUAUACUUUCUGAUACAACUCGACUGUAAUUUAUAAUUUGAACCAGGCCUUGUUUUGGGGAGUAAACUCUUUAUUGGUAGAUAUGUGAUGUUUGUUAGAAAUUUUUAUGUAUGGAUUCUUGAAAUUUUUUGUGUGGCUCAGUGGUUCCAUCACACUGACGGUUAAUUUUUAUUGUCAGAUUUUUGUGAGUGCUUGAAGCUGAGAAAGGUACCCAGAUAAAAAGUGACCAAAGCUGUAGUUAUUUACUGUUUUUUGUUUUUGGACAAAAUGCCGAUAUACAUGUUAAGUGAGUGUCCAUAUUGUUUGAAUCCAAAGUACAGAAAAUGGUAAAAGAGAAGAUCUGUCAUGAUUUCUUUUGAAAGUGUCAACUGAAACAUGGAUAUUUCACAUUUCUGUGAAAAAGGAGAGAUUUGAGGUUGACAAGUCUUAAUGGUCCUAGCAGAGUGUGGAGACCAGGAGAUCAGUGUGAUUACAGUCGGGUGGAUUACUUCUUUGAAACUUGAAGGGAUGUGACCGUGCAUAAAGGACCAUAUGUACUGGUGCCUUAACUCAAGGAAUGUGUUGGGGUAAUGGUCAAGUAAUGAUUCUUCUUGAAAGAUGCCACAUUGUCUGAUGAUUGGAAAGCUUUACAGGUUUGCCAGCGCAUACUACUGGGGUUUUUCUUCCUGUCAGAAAUAUUGCAUUGUUUCGUCCAUCCAUAAAUUCAAUUUUUAACUUGUUUGAUCCAUGUCUGUGGUCCAUUUUUAAUUUGUUAAUGUGUUUAAAGAAAAAAAAAAUAAAAAGAUCCUGUGUUGUUUGUGUGAGUCAUGAUUUUACAAAACAUCCAGGAUGUUUUUAGAAGAGGUGUAAUUUGGUGCCAACUUUAAGUGAGAUUCGACCAACAGAAUGUGAAUGUGGCUUAUGUGGAAUCAAGUUUGUAAAUACGAAACACAUACGUUCAGUAUGUUACCAUUGUGAUAUUGUGAAAGUAGGAUUUACUUUAUUGGGGGCUUUGUUUUUCAAUAUUGGGCUAAAGGUCUUGUGUUUUUCAGGAGUUUUGGGUGAAACAAGUUGUGGUGUUGUCAGACUUACAAACAUUGACUGACCAGAUUGGAUGACAAGGGUAUGCCAGCAAUAAGACUUUCAGGAAAUGGUCAAUAGGGGGCGCUUUUGAUGAUGGCCAAUGAACAGCUUAUGGAGCAUUUUUACCAUUUGAAUUCUGAGCAAAUGUUUAGGCAAGUAAAUUUUGCCCAGUGUUUAUCAACUCUGAAAUUUAUGUACUUCUGGAGGGAUCAAAAACUCUUGCAAACCAUAACGGUGCCCAGUCCUCUGUGCUGCUGUUUUGAGAAAGCGCCCUCUGGUGAAAAGGUUUGGGAUAAAUGCCUAUGUGUAUAAAAUUGUUACCACCUGUGUUUCCUCAGCGGUGAAGGCUGGGAUUGUAGAGUGGAAAUUAUAUUUGGUUUUUCCCUUCUGUUUCGUAUUGUAAAACAUGAAAAAAAAAGUCAUGAUGGAAAAAUGACAGAAAGUGAAAUAAUGGGAAAAAUCAAUCAUUGUAUGGAUAGUAUAAAUUAAUCUGAGAUGGAUUGAUGUUUAUUUCUAAUCAAUAAAUAUACCACUCAGUUUGGAA
Acanthaster planci (crown-of-thorns starfish) is the source of this 10257-nucleotide messenger RNA. RefSeq lists its product as uncharacterized. Gene Ontology annotation, biological process: positive regulation of transcription by RNA polymerase II; cellular response to hormone stimulus. The record is from RefSeq and is a predicted model, not a curated record. Gene Ontology annotation, molecular function: nuclear receptor binding; protein dimerization activity. NCBI's taxonomy places the organism in Eukaryota, Metazoa, Echinodermata, Asteroidea, Valvatida, Acanthasteridae. Gene Ontology annotation, cellular component: nucleus.